This is a messenger RNA of Oreochromis niloticus (Nile tilapia), 672 nucleotides long. RefSeq names its product cocaine- and amphetamine-regulated transcript protein. Gene Ontology annotation, molecular function: neuropeptide hormone activity. Gene Ontology annotation, biological process: G protein-coupled receptor signaling pathway; cellular response to starvation; negative regulation of appetite. NCBI's taxonomy places the organism in Eukaryota, Metazoa, Chordata, Actinopteri, Cichliformes, Cichlidae. The record is from RefSeq and is a predicted model, not a curated record. The coding region runs from base 155 to 493 and encodes 112 amino acids. The transcript is spliced from 3 exons.
UGAAUAUUUCAAAGACUGGCUGAUGUCAGCAGCAUCUGCAAAGAGCCUAUAAAGCCAGCUUCUGGGGACCAAAGACUUCCAUCCUCCACACUUCAAAGAAGCGUUUGUCUACUGGAAAAGAGCUCCACCCGCUGAAGAGAAGGACUCCUCCUGUAUGUGUCUGUACACAAUGGUCAGUGCGCGGACUCUCCUCCUCGCGGUCACCUGCUGCUACGCCUACCUGUACCUCGUUCGCGCAGAGGACUCCUCAUUGGAGACGCGCUCGCUGGAUUUCACCCUGAAAACUCAACAAGAGAAAGACUUGAUUGACGCAUUGCAAGAAGUUCUGGAGAAGCUGAGGAGCAAAGAGAUGCCCUUGGAGAAAAAGCAUGGAUGGUUACCUUCGUGUGACGCAGGGGAGCCGUGCGCCGUGCGUAAAGGCGCGCGUAUUGGCACGCUGUGUAGCUGUCCACGGGGGACUACUUGCAACUUCUAUGUUCUGAAAUGUUUGUGAUGAGGAAAAGAAAAAGAUAACAGAAGUGCAAGAAAUAACGGAAGAGUUCAGGGCUGAUAAAAAAAGAUGAAUGUGAGAAAUAACAGGAAGGUCUGCUUCUGUUAAAUACAUUUGUGAUAGAAAAUAAAAUGCUGUAGAAUGUGACUUUUUUUGCCUUUAUAAACAUUGACUGUUAUGAA